AUGACAAAUAAUAAUCAAAUUGAAAUUGAUCUUAAUCAACUUCGAGAUCCAUCAGGAAUAUUUGAAUUAAUUGAAGUUGUUGGAAAUGGAACAUAUGGACAAGUUUACAAGGGUCGUCAUACAAAAACAGGACAAUUAGCUGCUAUUAAAGUUAUGGAUGUUACACAAGAUGAAGAAGAAGAAAUCAAAUUAGAAGUUAAUGUUUUAAAAAAAUAUUCAAAUCAUCGAAAUAUAGCUAUGUAUUAUGGAGCAUUUAUUAAUAAAUCAAUUCCAGGAAGAAAUGAACAUGAUCAAUUAUGGUUGGUUAUGGAAUAUUGUGGUGCUGGAUCAAUAACUGAUUUAGUUAAAUCAACAAAAGGAAAUUCAUUAAAAGAAGAAUGGAUAUCUUAUAUUAGUAAAGAAAUUUUAAAUGGUUUAAGUCAUCUUCAUUUAAAUAAAAUAAUUCAUAGAGAUAUUAAAGGACAAAAUGUUUUAUUAACUGAAAAUGCUGAAGUAAAAUUAGUUGAUUUUGGUGUAUCAGCACAACUUGAUCGAACAAUUGGAAGAAGAAAUACUUUUAUUGGAACACCUUAUUGGAUGGCACCUGAAGUUAUUGCUUGUGAUGAGAAUCCUCAAGCAACAUAUGAUAAUAGAAGUGAUAUAUGGUCAUUAGGAAUAACAGCUAUUGAAAUGGCUGAAGGACAACCACCUUUAUGUGAAAUGCAUCCAAUGCGAGCACUUUUUUUAAUUCCAAGAAAUGUUGCCCCACGUUUAAAAUCUAAAUGGUCAAAAAAAUUUCAUAAUUUUGUUGAAUCAUGUUUAAUAAAAGAUUAUUUAAUUCGUUCAAAUUGUGACCAAUUAUUAAAACAUUCAUUUAUUCGAGAUUGUCAAGAAAAACAAAUUAAACUUCAAAUAAAAGAAUAUUUAGAUAAAACAAGAAAAUUUCGUCGAUCAUCAAAUCAUUCUCAUCAAUUGAUUAAAGAUGAUCUUCAACAACAUCAACCACAACAACAACAACAACCAGCACCCCCACUUCAACAACAAAUAUCAAAAAAAUCAGAUGAUGAAGAUGAUGAUAAUGAUGAUAAUGAUGAUGAUGAUGAUGACGAUGAUGAUAAUAAUAAUUUAAGAAAUAAUUUAAAUAAUAUUGAAGAUAAUGAAAAUGAAUUAUUAAAUCAACAACAUUUAACACAAAAAGAAAAUAAUUUAAAUACUUUAAGACAAAAUUUUAAAUCUGUUCAACAUACAGAUCGAAAUGAUAAUUUAGAAGAAUAUAUUCCUCGUUCAACAUUUCCAUCUAAUCCUGGUCCACCCAUUGCACUUCCAAGAAAAGCAGAUGAUUUAGUUGCUGUUGUUGAAAAAUUAAAUGAAUUAGCUCGAAAUGAUUCCGAUUUCGAUGAUGAAACAGAUAUUGAUGAUUCAUUAAAAGAAAUUAAUUGUACACAAGAUGAAUUUAUUAAUAUUAAUUCACAACAAAAAAGAACUUUACCUGAUCUUUUAUCAAAUCAAUCAAUUCAUUUACUUGAUCAAACACAAUCACAUGAAUAUCGACAAGCUGU
Messenger RNA from Adineta steineri, 1538 nucleotides. The record is from the annotation of a GenBank genome assembly. Lineage: Eukaryota; Metazoa; Rotifera; Eurotatoria; Adinetida; Adinetidae.